Colletotrichum siamense is the source of this 1455-nucleotide messenger RNA. RefSeq names its product Sugar transporter STL1 (gene STL1-1). Gene Ontology annotation, cellular component: membrane. Lineage: Eukaryota; Fungi; Ascomycota; Sordariomycetes; Glomerellales; Glomerellaceae. The coding region runs from base 1 to 1455 and encodes 484 amino acids. Gene Ontology annotation, biological process: transmembrane transport; carbohydrate transport. The record is from RefSeq and is a predicted model, not a curated record. The transcript is spliced from 2 exons. Gene Ontology annotation, molecular function: carbohydrate:proton symporter activity.
AUGAAUAACCCCGAUGCCAAUCUGCAAGGAACAAUCACAUCCCUGUACAACGUCGGAUGUUUCUUCGGCGCCCUGUCAGGCUCAUGGAUCGGCUCUUCCCUUGGACGUAAGCGAUCAGUCAUUCUGGGCACGACGGUCUUGGUUAUCGGGGCCAUCCUGCAAAUGACAGCCUUCAGCGUACCCCAUAUGAUCGUCGGCCGCCUCGUCGCCGGCCUCGGAAACGGUCUCAACACCGCAACUGCUCCCGUCUGGCAGAGCGAGACCACCCAGGCCAAAUGGCGAGGGAAGCUUGUGGUGCUAGGUCUGGUGGUCAACGUUGCCGGCUUCUCUCUCGCUAAUUGGGUCACCUUUGGCUUUUCCUACCUGGAGGGCAGCAUCUCUUGGCGCCUCCCUCUCGCCCUCAAGCUGAUCUUCUGCCUCGUUAUCCUCUGUACCGCGCCUUGGCUGCCCGAGUCUCCCCGAUGGCUCAUCUCGAAGAAUCGUAUCCAAGAAGCCGACGUCAUCCUAGCCGAUCUGAAGGGGGAAACCAACGUGUCGAAUCCCGCUGUGCUAGCCGAACGCAACGAAAUCGUUCGCGCGUACAAACAAGAAACCGAAAACGCCAUGACCUGGUCUCAGCUGUUCCGAGGAGCAUCAGAGAAGGGUGGAUCUGGAGCGUUGCGCCGUUUUCUACUUGGGCUGGGCACCCAGCUCAUCGUCCAGCUGUCCGGUAUCAACGCAACGUCUUACUAUCUCCCGACGGUCUUGAUCGAGUCCGUUGGGCUGGAAGAGAAGCUUGCUCGUCUGUUGACCGCCGCCAACUCUGUUCACUACAUAUUCUUCUCAUACUUGGGGAUGAUGUUGAUUGACAAGUGGGGUCGCCGUGGUGCUAUGAUCUAUGGAACUUCGGGCUGUUUGGUAUGCUACAUCAUCCUUACAGUCCUCAUCAGGACUGGCCAAUACGCGACGGACGAAGGACUGAAGUACCGCGUCGGAGCCGCCUCGGUGUCAAUGAUCUUUCUCUUCUACGCCAUAUUCGGCGCCGGUUGGCAAGGCACCGCAUGGCUCUAUAACACCGAAAUCAACUCACUGGCCAUGCGAAUGAAGGGCGCCUCGGCCAGUGUGGCUGCACAAUGGGCGAUCAACUACAUGGUCGUUCAGAUUACCCCCAUUGGCAUCCAAAACCUGGGCUGGAGGUUCUAUCUCAUUUGGGUGUUCAUGCAGUUCUUCUCUGUUCCCAUUCUGUAUGUUUUCUACCCGGAAACUGCGAAUAGGAGGCUCGAAGAUAUCGACAUUGUCUUUGAAGAGGGCCUGCGGACAUGGGUGUUCUUGGACAAAGAGGCUACGCAAGUUGCGCGACCACACCGCUUCGUCGUUAUGGAGGAGGAGGAAGUUGCCGAUGCUGCCAAUGACAUCAAGGCCAAGGUCAAUAGCCCUGAGUUCGAGCAGAUUGAUCACCCGACUCAAUUCAAAUAG